AUGCGGUGUCUCCUCCUUCUAAGCGUUCUAUUUCAACCUAUUCGUUCAGUUUUGGAUGCUUCUUGGUGGUCAUCCGUUGCCCAGCUUUCCACCUCGCUAGCAGGCCAAACUGCGCGACCAGUGUGCUCUUUAAGAGGACUUUCACCGGGUCAGGCAAGGAUAUGCGACCUUUUCAAGGACCACAUGCCUGCUGUCGGCCAAGGAGCGCAAACUGCUAUUCAGGAGUGUCAAUAUCAGUUUAAAUCGAAUAGAUGGAACUGUUCGACGCCAUACGGUUCCGGAAUAGCUGGGCCUAUACAUAAAUUAGGAACACGAGAGGCCGCUUUCACAUAUGCGAUUCUCUCUGCAGGAGUUACACACGAGAUUGGAAGAAGAUGUAAACAAGGUCUACUUGCGUCAUGCGGUUGCUCAGAGGAGGCAAAGCCUAAAAAUGUGGCGGAUGACUGGACGUGGGGAGGAUGCGGGGACAACGUCGAUUACGGAUAUCGAUUCUCAAAGAAUUUUAUCGACAUUCGAGAGAAGGAAAAGGAUCCACGAAGAGAUCACGACCAGGGUAGAUCUCUAAUGAAUAGACGCAAUAACGAAGCUGGCAGAAAGAUUCUGAAGCGUCACACAGCACCAAAAUGCAAAUGUCACGGAGUUUCUGGAGCCUGUAAUUUGAAAACAUGUUGGAUGCAGUUACCAACAAUGCGCCAAGUCGGGAAUAUUUUGCAGAACAAGUACAAGAAUGCUAUUCGUGUGCAGGUUAACUCUCGUGGUAACCUUCAACUUGUUGCUGAUCAGCUUCCAAAAGAUCCCGGAGGCCGACGCAAAACAAGGGCUUUGCCCACGGAUCUUGUCUUUAUGGACGACUCACCCGACUACUGCCGGCAAGAUCGUGCUGCGGGAACACUGGGGACACAAGGACGAGUCUGCAGACGAGGAUCCGAUGGUCCGGACGGUUGUGAUUCGUUGUGUUGUGGACGAGGCUACAACACGUACACCGUUGAAGAAACCACAAAAUGCAACUGCAAAUUCGAAUGGUGCUGCAAGACGCGAAUCAUGGUUCUUCAACAAGUAGCAAUGAAUGUUUAUGCGCAAGGAGAUUUGGUAUCUGCUAUAGUGCUAUUUCGUCACGGUGCAAGAGCUCCAGUUGCACAAUAUACGGAUGAAAAAAUCAGAGCUAAAUUCCCAAAUGGACUAGGACAGUUGACAGCUGAAGGCAUUCAAGGAAACCGUGCACUUGGCAGGUAUCUUGAGGAAAGAUAUGUGACAGGCACUCAUUUUCUACGCGUACCAUUGCUACAGCGAGAAGUGUAUUUCCGAAGCAAAUCGAAUGAUCGCUGCUUAAUAUCGGGAUUGACGGUGGGAUCGCUUAUGUUCUCAUCUGGCGUGAAACCUGCAAUGAGUGCUGUCUCCAUGUACUCUUAUGAACAAGGAGAAGAUUUACUUGAUCAUCCGAGAGGCUGUCGCUACGAAAUGAGCAAACUAAGAAGUAUUUGUAAUAAGGAACCAGAUCCACACAUCACGUGGCCAGCCUUCGAAGCCUUCGUAUUUGAGUGCCUGGGCCUCAAAAGCACGUUGUUCACGGAACCAGGGUCGUUUGCGCGGGCCGAAUCUAUGAUUAAUGAGGACAAGAAUGGAAUUUAUGAAGGCGACGAAGAGUUUGCGAAAAUAAGAGAUGAACUUUAUACACUAUACCAAAAACAAGAUUGGAUACUACAAGCUGUUCUGAAUGGAAUUGGAGCGGCUCAACAAGCUAUUGGCGAAACCAUUCCCGAGUACAACGCCCUGAUAAUUUUUGAGCUGAAAAAGUUUCACAAUGGAUAUGGCAUUCAGGUCUUUUACAAGAAGGACACGAAGAAUGUCGAGGAAGACAUAACUAAAGCUGUUCGUCGGUGUAAUUCUUCACCUUGCCCGUUUGAAAUAUUUAUUGGUUGCUGCGAUGACUACAUUACCGAUAAUCCACUCGACAUAUGUGAAAAGGAAUACGCCUAG
Necator americanus (New World hookworm) is the source of this 1977-nucleotide messenger RNA. RefSeq lists its product as uncharacterized. Gene Ontology annotation, biological process: canonical Wnt signaling pathway; neuron differentiation; cell fate commitment. Gene Ontology annotation, cellular component: extracellular region. The transcript is spliced from 19 exons. Lineage: Eukaryota; Metazoa; Nematoda; Chromadorea; Rhabditida; Ancylostomatidae. Bases 1 to 1977 code for a protein of 658 amino acids. The record is from RefSeq and is a predicted model, not a curated record. Gene Ontology annotation, molecular function: cytokine activity; phosphatase activity; frizzled binding.